AUGCUGGGCUGCGAAGGUGGCAAGAAGUCCCUGAAGCAGCCCAAGCAGCAGGCCAAGUUGAUGGACGAGGAAGGCGAAGCAUUUGAGCAGAAGCAGACGGAAGAGCAGAAGAAAUCUGAACUAAAAGCCGAGGCCACGGGGAAGGGCCCCCAGGCCACAGGUGGAAUUAAGAAAUCUGCCAAAGAGCGAGCUGUUCCUCGUGCCUGGGGCAAGGGUGAUCCUUAA
Messenger RNA from Molossus molossus (Pallas's mastiff bat), 225 nucleotides. Its product is annotated as translation machinery-associated protein 7-like. The coding region runs from base 1 to 225 and encodes 74 amino acids. The record is from RefSeq and is a predicted model, not a curated record. The transcript has a single exon. NCBI's taxonomy places the organism in Eukaryota, Metazoa, Chordata, Mammalia, Chiroptera, Molossidae.